Molecule: messenger RNA, 6046 nt
Organism: Motacilla alba alba
Lineage: Eukaryota; Metazoa; Chordata; Aves; Passeriformes; Motacillidae
Gene: FAM13B
Product: family with sequence similarity 13 member B
Exons: 18
Coding region: 1765-3828 (687 amino acids)
Biological process (GO): signal transduction
Source: RefSeq, a predicted model, not a curated record
UUAAUAGUUAAUUAUCUCUAUCAGUAAUAAAGCUUAUUAUUUUUAGUUUGAAAUAAAUUUUAAAAAAUUUGCAGUUUAACUAUUCACAGGUAUUAGGUUGCUUCUGGAAUGUGUAAACGCAGCAGUAGUGACAAACUCAACAUGUUUGAGAGUUAAAAUUGGAUAGCCUGAAGAGACAAACAUUUUUACUAGAUGUUUAAGGUUAAUUAAAAAUGAAUAGGCAUUAAUUAUGGUUGGCCUUUAAAAUGAGUUGUGGGGAAGGAUAAGGAGGAAUCCUUUAGAAGAAGGAGAAUUUUGACUGUAAAACCAGAAUAACUGCAGGAAACAGUUAAAAGAAAUUAAGUGAAUGAGAAAGUGCUCUUUAUUAAACUUUUAACCACUAUAAAUACUGUGAGUAUUUUCCCAAUCCUGAUGGCUUUUGUGUAUGCAUUUAGCGGGCUUUUUCUGGUAUUGGUUUCUCGAUGUAAAAAAAAAAAAAAUAGUUAAGAAAGUAAAUGUUAAUGCAGAUUUAUUUGGAUUAUUUAUCUGUGUCCUCAUGUAGAGCCUGUAGAAGCUUAUACAGGAAGGAGGAGGAGAAGUAGAUCUUAAACAUGAUUCUUGUAGUUCUUUAAGCUGGGGUUUUGUUUCCUUUUUGCUGUUGUCAGAUUUUUGGGAACCAAAUAUCUGUAUUUUGGUCUCUCUGUGAAGAGUACUAAAAGAGAUUGUACAAAUCAAGAUAAACAAUGGGGCAUCUGACCUUCCUCCUUGUUAUUUGGACUAUAACUUGCUUCUAAUUUUGCUCACUGCCUUUUUUCUCUACUCAUUCUGUUUGUUCUUGCUGAAACCUCUGACCUUCCUGCACUGCAUGGUGUUAAUUUGACUUUGAGUUAGAGAUCUUAUGAGAAUGUGGAUAAUCAUUAAUGCACUUUGGUUUAGUGACUGCUUGAAAAGGGUGUUUCUCAUAAACCUGUGGAGUGAUCUUUGAGCCCAUUACCCAGCAGGGAGCAUUUGUUGCUCCCAGGUUGGUGUUGAGCACUUAAUAAAGGAAACGUGUUCUCCUUUACCAGAAGCCUUUUCCCCAUGGCUCUUUCCCUUCUGUUCUCCUGACUUUUGGAGUAAAGAAUUACUGACUCAGCAUUGCAGCUGAAUUUUAAGACAUGCUGUUGAAAUAAGUAUUUUAGAAUCCUUCUCUGUCAUUAUUACAAAUUUUUCAUCCCUGAGCCUUGCCAAGCAGUAUUUGCUUUAAUUGGGCAGUUCAUCUCAAAUGUUGUCAGUCAGAAGCCUAAUAUAAAAUCUCUCUAGUUUUGGAGUUUUCAAAAUUAUAUGUGUAAAAAUUUGAGAUGUGACAGGCAGUAAGUUAUAUAAACAGUUUACUUUGUUUCUACUAAAUGCAGUGACAAGGGCAACAUCCUCACUGCUUCUGGGAUAUUUUUGUUAACCCUUUUGUUAUUUAAUUAGCACUGAUCAGAGAGAAGUGAUAAUAUUAGCACCUGCCAAGGGAGACAAAACCCAUGGUAUAGCCGACAGAAGAGAAGAGCUACCUAAAUUGCUGGAGAAAACAUUAUUAUUUUAAUGUAGUGCUGUUUAUAGCAUCCGAAUACUUUUUCCUCCUUCCAUCCUGGAAAAUCUGUAAACAACACGUUAGGAGAGCUUUCAAGUGUUGAUUGGGCAGCUUAUUGUCAGGAGUGACCUCAUGUUGCAGUCGAUUUCUAUUUAGACUGCAGGGUUUAGUGCAGCACUCCAGAGGUGCCGCUCGCAGGCAGCCCCCGGAGCACAGCCAGCAGCAUGCACAGCCAGCAGCCCACAGCACGCUUUGCUGGCUUCCAGAUGAAGCAUUUUUACAUGAAGUGCUCUUUUGGGAUAGCAAAAAUAAUCAGAAUGGCCUGCAAAGUUCUGCUGCACAGUGCUCAUAUCUCUCCCAUAAGUAUCUUGCCAGCCUCUGCAGACAUUUUAGAAAGAACAAUCAGAGCAGCUGUGGAACAGCAUCUUUUCGACCUGCAGAGCAGCUUAGAUAACGAUCUGAAACACAUACAGCAACAACGACUGGGCUGUAACAAUGAAACAAAAAAUCCCAGUGGGGAUGAGGAAGGAUCUAACAACCAGAAUGAUGUUAUUGAAGAUAAUGACACUGGUAGCAGUGAAAACACAGGAGACUGCUCUGAAGUAUUGGUUUGCACUGAUUUAGACAGUGAAGCUAUGAAACGUGAUACUGUAACUGAGGAAGAGGAAAGCAUUCAGAUACCAGCCCUUCCUUCUGCUGAGACUGCAGACAUAUUAUUGAAACCAUGUGAUGAAGAUGAAGAAUUUGAUGGAGAAAAUAAUAGUGAAAGGGAAAAUAGUAUAUUACUUGAUGGCAAUGAUAGAAAAUCUUCAGAGGCAUUUCUGGAUUCAAGUAGCAAGACUUGUGAUCUUAAUGCAAACCCUGAUUCAGAGGUGCUGGGGGAUGGCAGCGUUAAUGUUCCCGAGGAAGCUCCGGCUGUCCAAGUGCCACAUCUGGAUCUGAAGAAUGUAUCUGAUGGUGACAAAUGGGAAGAUCCAUUUCCUGCUUUCAAGUCUUGGCAGGAGGACAGUGAAUCUGGAGAAGCUCAGCUUUCCCCACAGGCUGGGAGGAUGACUAAUCAUCCAUUGGAAGAGGACUGUCAUCCCAUAUUGUCACAUCGGAGUUUGGAUUUUGGGCAAAGCCAGCGUUUCUUACAUGAUCCAGAAACGUUGGACUCUUCAUCCAAAGCACUUUCUUUUGUUAGAACACGAAGAGCAUCCUUUAGCUCAAAAGAAGACAAAAGGGAAGACAAGACACCUUAUCAGCUUGUCAAGAAAUUACAGAAAAAAAUAAAGCAAUUUGAGGAACAGUUCGAAAAAGAGAAAAACAGUAAGCCCUCCUAUAGCGAUAUUGCAGCCAAUCCAAAAGUUUUAAAAUGGAUGACUGAACUUACCAAAUUGAGAAAGCAAAUAAAAGAUGCAAAGCAGAGGAGCUCAGAGGGAGAAUUCAUACCUCAAACACGUCCACGAAGUAACACUCUUCCAAAAAGCUUUGGUUCUUCUCUUGACCAAGAGGAUGAGGAAAAUGAAGAUGAGAUGCGGGUUGUGCAGAAAGAGAAGAAGCCCACCAAGGAGGCAACACUUGAACUCAUUUUGAAAAGAUUAAAGGAAAAACGAGUUGAGAGAUGUUUACCAGAAGAUAUAAAGAAAAUGACAAAGGACCAUUUGGUAGAAGAGAAAACAUCUCUCCAGAAGAGCCUCCUGUAUUAUGAAAGCCAACAUGGACGGCCGGUUACUAGAGAAGAAAGACAUAUUGUGAAGCCACUUUAUGACAGAUACAGACUUGUAAAACAAAUGUUAACUAGAGCAAGCAUUACUCCUAUUCUUGGAUCACCAUCAACCAAGAGGCGGGGGCAGAUGUUACAGCCCAUUAUUGAAGGUGAAACUGCCCAUUUUUUUGAAGAAAUUAAGGAGGAAGAGGAGGAAAGUGAUGGUUUGUCUGCAGACCUGAAUGAAAUCUUAAAAACUGCUGCCCAAACACAGCCCGUUCUAAGCCCAGUUGAAAACUCUGAGUCUGAUAUUGAAGAUGGUCAAGAGAAACUCACCCGGGACCUGAGGCUCUCCAGCACCCGAGCUGCUUCUAUGCCUGAAUUAUUGGAGCAACUGUGGAAAGCCAGAGCUGAGAAGAAGAAGCUACGUAAGACAUUACGAGAAUUUGAAGAGGAGUUUUAUCAGCAGAAUGGAAGGAAUGUACAGAAAGAAGAUCGGGUCCCAAUGCUGGAUGAGUACAGGGAGUACAAGAAAAUCAAAGCCAAACUGAGGCUGUUAGAAGUCCUUAUCAGCAAACAAGAUUCUUCAAAAUCAAUUUAAAUUAUAUUCCUCCAACCUGUUGAGUAACAUGCUGUUUCCAUAUACUACCCCUGUACUUAUUGGGUGCUUGUGUUCAUGUGUCAUGCACUGUUGAAAGAAUCCAGUUUGUGCACUUUACUGUGGUGCCACUAGGACAUGUUUGAAGGGUAAGUAGGUCCUGUCUAGAGAGCAAAUAAGGUUUCUGAGUUUGAGACUGCUCUAUCCAACUUUAGCAAACACAGUUUCCAUCGAAGUUUUGUAUUCCAGAUGCAUCCAUCCUGUUCCAAAACAACCAUAGCUUUUUUUUAUCUUUAGCAUUCAAGAACUUUGAGACUUUUGUUAUUACUAACCUUUUGCAUUGUUGAAGAAAUUAUUAAUAUUGUAAUGCUACACUGAACUGUUCCUCUUGCCUAAAAAAUCAGCAAAUUAAGGGUACAGCUCUUAAUUCUUGGAACACUUAAACAGACUGUAAUUCCUUUCAAAGGACUGCUGUGGAACAACUGUGAUAUUUUGGUAUUCUAAAUUGCACCUGUACACAGUAAUAAUUAACGUCUGUGGAUUUUGCUCAUUAGCGGUCACAUUUCCUCCUUGAUAAAGAUGACAGUGGACAAACCAGAAAGUGACCUUUUCUUAGUGGCUUUUAAACCUUGGAAAACUGAAAAGUUCAAUCACAUGCUGCCUACAGGACUCAUGUCAUUGUUGUUCAUUUGAUCCCUUUUUCGGUUGUUGUUUAUCAGCCAGUGGUGACGUAGUGUUUGGGCUGAAUUGGAUACGGCAUCUCCGCUUGCAGAAGAUUUGAGGAGCACAGUGAACACUGUGGUGUUUGGGAAAUCUGGUGUUGCUCAGACUUGUGUGGCUCCACAGAGAGGAGCUGGCUUAGGACAGUUAAAAUCCCACUGUACCUGAAAUGAGUGUGGUGUCAAGGGCUAAAAUCAGUGUAGUUAACACGCACCACAGGGAGAACCGUCGGUUUGGAGUGGAAGGAUUACUGCUGUUUAUCACGGUUUUGUUUUACAGUUGGAGAAUAAAAAUACAUUAUCUAAUCCUUACGAUGUAAGCAAAACAGUUUAUGGGCCUUGCAUGAUUUAGCUUCAGAGUUGAAUCUAAAUAAUGUUUUGAGUAUCACAUCUGCUGUGCUGAAUGAUGAUUUAGAGACUAGCUUUGCUCUGCAGCAGCCAUCCGCAGCUGUUUCUGAUCUGGCAAAAUCAAAAUGUUAAUUUCAGCUGGUGCUUUCUCAGUUGUUUUUUUUUUUAUUUUUAUUUCAGUGUAUCAGUUUGAUUGUGGCCAUGUUUUGCAUGCACCUACUCUCACUGCAUGUUUUUAUGACUGGCUAAUGUCAACAUAGCAAUGAUUCACUCUGCUUUAUGAAAGACCAAAAAUGAACUUUCUCACGAUGUAAGAAAUGGCUUGCACGUAACCUCAGAGACUUGCUGUUCUGUCAUGAAGCAUAUGAAAUAGGUUGCAAGUAGGAUUUUUAGUGCUCAGAUUUCAUUUGUGUACUGUAGAAUACUUCUUGGUUUGUUUUACUCUGCUUGUAGGCAUGUAAUUUUGGAAUUCAGAAAAAAAAAGCACUAAAACUAUUGAGCACUGGUGAUAUGCCUUUUUUUCUUUUCUUUUUUUUUUAACUGCAAAGUGAUCUGGGACCUUAGAGAAUUGAGGUUAAAGUAGUCUUUGAGACCAUUUACCAAUUUUAUUCAGUUCCAUUGUGCAAUGUACACUUCAGUUCCUUUUCUAUCAGUCUGCAGACACGGGUGUAUCCAAACAUUGAAACUAAUGUGUACUGUAUAGUGUUGUACAUGAAUGUUUGUGUUUUAUAUACCACAUGCAAAAUGUCAAUAUGCACUAUUUAAAUGUUUUAAAUAAUAUAUUCCUCCUUUAUAAUGCUUAAAUCUAUAUGAUUCCAAUAUUUUUAUAAGUGAGUGAGUGAUCAGACUGGUUCCAAUUCAGAAUUAACAGCUGCUUUGUGUUUGUUAUGCAGUGUUUGGCUGUUUAUUCAGUAUAGUAGAUAAGCAUGGCAACAGUUAUGCUGAGUGUGUUUUGUGCCAUCCUUGUUGAGCAAUAAAUAAAUGGUAGAACUAGGCAUUUUGUGAUAUAACAGUUUUACUUUGGUAAAAGCAAAACCUAUAUAUCUAUAUGGAUAUAUAGAUAUGAAAUAUAUAUAACUAAACCAGAUAUAAUUGCAUUGCUAUGUCUGGUGCUCAUUGUAUAGACUUUUAUAAUAAAAGUACCUUAACCUUUA